AUGGCUGCUCCAGUCACUACGAUCGACGUAUUUGCUCCUCGGAUCGACCAACCCAAACUGUAUCCUGAACUUGACUCCGGCAACGCACUCAUGGCACAAGGUGAAGCUGCUUUCUACAAUCUCAUCGCGGAGCAACUUGAGCCGGCAUUUGGACAUGAACUCCCGCAAAUGGAGAUUCGAUGCAAGAAUCUUUCCGUCGUUGCUGACGUCUCAGUCAUCGAGCGAAAAUCGAGGACUUCACAUUCCGAGCUUCCUUCCGUCUACAACAGCAUCAAGCACAUGCUACAAAAGCUCACAGCUUCAAGAAACGUCACAAAGCGACUCGUGCUCGACAGAGUAGACGCUGUUUUUGAGCCAGGCACCAUCACACUGUUGCUCGGUCAACCCGGUUCCGGCAAGACAUCGCUGAUGAAGGUGCUGAGUGGCCAGUUCCCCAUCGAGAAUAACAUCACACUUGAGGGCGACGUCUUGUACAAUGGACGUGCGAUGAACGAGUUGCUUCCGAAGCUGCCACAACUUGUGGCGUACGUUCCUCAGACAGACGAGCACUUCCCAACGCUGUCAGUAGAGGAGACACUCGAGUUUGCGCAUGCAUGCUGCAAGGAAGAGGUGGUGGCAGAGCGUGGCAAGAAUCUGCUAUCCCAUGGCACGCCCGAGCAGAACGAAGCGGCGCUUCGUGUUACAGAGUCGCUUUUCAAGAACUAUCCGGAUGUCAUACUGCAGCAGCUUGGUCUACAGACAUGUCGAGACACAAUCAUCGGAAACACGAUGAAGCGCGGAGUAUCGGGCGGAGAACGUCGACGCGUGUCGAUCGGCGAGAUGGAGUUCGGUAUGAAGUACGCGACGUUCAUGGACGAGAUCAGCACGGGUCUUGACAGUGCUGCUACUUUCGACAUCGUAAGCACGCAGCGUGACAUCGCCAAGAAGCUACACAAGACAGUGGUCAUGGCGUUGCUGCAGCCUACGCCCGAGGUAUUCGGGCUCUUCGAUAACGUUCUGCUGCUGAACGAUGGCCAGGUCAUGUAUCAUGGACCACGCGACAAUGUCCUGCCAUACUUCGAAAGUCUGGGCUUUGUGUGCCCACCCGACCGCGACGUCGCCGACUACCUUCUGGAUCUAGGCACUGAUGAGCAGUACCAGUACGAAAUGACGAAAUCAAGCAGCAAUCACGCAUCAUUUCCGAUCCAGGCCCCUCGAUUUCCAAGUGAAUUUGCCGACCGAUUCCGCCAGUCGAUUUUGCACCAGGACAUCGACCAAGCUUUGGACGCCCAAUGGAGCAGUGAGCGUGUUCGCGAUGCUGAGCAGCACUUUGAUACGACAUCCGAGUUUCGACAGUCGUUCUGGAGCGGGACCCUGACUUUGAUGCGCCGGCAAAUGCUUCUCGCUGUUCGUAAUACGGCUUUUAUGCGUGCGCGGGCAUUGAUGAUUGUGAUCAUGGGAUACAUCUAUGGCAGCACUUUCGCCAACUUUGACCCCACAAACGCGCAGGUGGCGUUAGGCGUUUUGUUCCAGACGACGGUGUUUUUGGCAAUGGGCCAGGCAUCACAAACCCCGGUGUUUAUUGCAGCCCGCGACAUCUAUUACAAACACCGGCGCGCCAAUUUUUAUCGCACCUCAUCGUUUGCAAUCGCGUGUCUGGCAGCUCUCGUGCCUCUUGCUAUAGUGGAGUGCUUGGUUUUCAGUUGCUUCGCGUACAUCAUGUGCGGCUUCGUCGGCGAAGUGAGCAACUUCUUGUUUUUCUUGCUGUGCAUGGUCCUGACCAACCUUGCACUGUGUGCAUGGUUCUUCGCACUGACGGCAAUGGCUCCCAGUUCCGAUAUCGCCAAACCUUGCUCCAUCCUUUCCAUGGCGAUCUACGUCGUUUUCGCUGGUUUCAUUGUCCCCCACAGUCGAAUUCCCGAUUGUCUAGCCUGGUUGUACUGGAUCAAUCCUCUUGCUUGGAGUCUGCGUGCAGUGGCGGUGAACCAGUAUCGAUCCUCAGAGCUUGACGUUUGCGAAUACGCGGGUGAAGACUACUGCGCAAAAUACAACAUGACCAUGGGCGAGUACUCGUUAUCACUGUACGACAUUCCGUCAGGCAAAGGGUGGCAAAGGGCGGGCGUUGUUUUCCUUCUGUUCACAAUCGCCUUCUUUGCGGCGGUCGGUAGCUGUGUCCUCGAGUAUAAGCGAUAUGACGUUCCUGUUGACACGAAUGUGCUUGUUUGGAGCUCCGACGAUGACGAAAAAAGCAGCAAGCUCGACGAUACUUCGGAAGAGCAGGAGCAGUCCGACGACCAAGACGAGACAACCAAUUAUGUCAUGGUCACUACCCCACGGCCUGAUAGCAAUUCGCGAUCAUACAUGGACUCACAGGCCGACACGGUUACUAUCGAUAUGAACCGAGAGCAUGAAGGGUUCGUACCCGUGACGCUGGCAUUCGUAGACCUCUGGUACUCAGUCCCGUCACCCCGCCACAAGCACGAAAGCAUUGACUUGCUCAAGGGUGUCACUGGCUAUGCGCUACCAGGCACGAUGACUGCACUCAUGGGGUCAUCGGGAGCCGGGAAAACAACGCUGGUGGACGUGAUCGCUGGCCGUAAGACGGGAGGCACGGUUCGUGGUGACGUCCUGCUUAACGGAUAUCCCGCGACUCAGCUCGCGAUUCGCCGUUGUACAGGGUACUGCGAGCAGCAGGAUGUUCAUUCGGAAGGAGCCACGAUCCGAGAAGCACUAACGUUCAGCGCAUUUUUGCGCCAAGACAGCAAAGUGUCGGAGCAAGCCAAGUUGGCAUCCGUCGAGGAAUGCCUGGAUUUGCUCGAUUUGCGCGCAAUAGCCGACAAGAUCAUUCGUGGACGCUCACAAGAGCAGAUGAAGCGUUUGACCAUCGGUGUGGAGCUAGCAGCACAGCCUAGUGUGCUUUUCUUGGACGAACCUACUAGUGGUCUGGAUGCUCACUCUGCCAAGGCCAUCAUGAAUGGCGUGCGUAAGGUGGCUAGCAGUGGCCGCACUGUCGUGUGCACGAUUCACCAACCGUCAUCAGACGUCUUCUUCCUGUUCGAUAGUCUGCUGCUACUGAAGUGUGGCGGCGAGAUGGUUUUCUUUGGUGAUCUGGACAACGUUCAGCCCGAUGAACGCAUGUGUGGGCAUCUCGUCGAUUACUUCGAGGCCAUUCCAGAGGUCCCACCUUUACCUCUAGGCCAGAAUCCGGCUACGUGGAUGCUGGAGUGUAUCGGUGCUGGAGUUGCCGGCGCAGGUGAGAAGGUCAUUACCGAUGCAGCAGCGGAUGUGGAUUUCGUGCAGCACUUCCGCGACAGCAUGGAGCACCAAGUGUUGCUGGCUGAUCUGGCUGAACCUGGCGUGACAACCCCUGCACCCGACAGUCUACCGGAGCUAGUGUUCCAGCACAAGCGCGCCGCCACUUCCUGGAUGCAACUCCGAAUGAUCAUGCAGCGAUUCCAAUCCAUCUACUGGCGGACACCGUCGUACAACUUGACUCGAUGUUGGCUUGCGCUUAUCCUGGCCAUCAUCUUCGGUCUCGUGCUCAUCAACGCCGACUACACAACGUACCAAGGACUGAACUCAGCCGUGGGUAUCAUCUUCAUGACGACACUGUAUCAAGGAUACGUGACGUACGUCGCUUGUCUGCCCUUCACCCUGCGAGAACGAGCUGUCUACUACCGCGAGCGCGACGCGCAGACGUACAACACUCUCUGGUACUUCCUCGGCAUCACGUUCGUCGAGCUCCCCUACGUCUUUGGCAGCAGUCUCCUCUUCACCAUAGUCUUCUUCCCUCUGCUCGGCAUCUGGUCCUUCAGCACGGCUGUGCUCUACUGGCUCAACAUCUCCCUCUCCGUGCUCAUGCAGACGUUCCUGGGCCAGCUGCUCGUCUACUUGCUGUCCAGUGGCGAAGUCGUUGCCGUCGUGGGCGUCCUCAUUAACGCCAUUUUCCUGCUCUUUGCCGGCUUCAACCCGCCUGCUACUGCCAUCCCGGACCGCUACCGAUGGCUCUAUGACGUCACUCCACAGCGCUAUUCCCUCUCGAUCCUCGUCUCGCUCGUGUUUGGCAACUGUCCUGAAGAUCCAGUGUAUGAUGAGGUUACGAAGGGGUACACCAACGUGCGGUCGGAACUCGCGUGCCAACCUCUACGGAAUGCCCCGCCGUCAGUGGGUGACACGACGGUCAAGCGCUACCUGGACGACACCUUCAACAUCAAACACAGCGACAUGUGGACCGACUUUUGCUACGUCUUGCUCUUCCUCGCGGUCUUUCGGGUACUGGCGCUACUGGCGCUGCGCUACGUGAACCACCAGAAGCGCUAG
This is a messenger RNA of Peronospora matthiolae, 4299 nucleotides long. NCBI's taxonomy places the organism in Eukaryota, Oomycota, Peronosporomycetes, Peronosporales, Peronosporaceae. The record is from the annotation of a GenBank genome assembly.